This is a messenger RNA of Chrysemys picta bellii (western painted turtle), 1531 nucleotides long. The record is from RefSeq and is a predicted model, not a curated record. NCBI's taxonomy places the organism in Eukaryota, Metazoa, Chordata, Testudines, Emydidae.
GGGUUCCCCUCCCAUCCCAGGGCUGGGCCCCCUGCCCUGCUCCUUGCUGGGGAAGGUGAAAGAGCAGAGGAGGAAUAGGGAAUCCAGGAAGUGCCCCAUGGAGUCGAGGAGCUUCCUGUGGGAUUGGUCCCAGCUGAUGGUUAUUGUCCUUUGUCCCCAGCGGUGUGGGGCAAAGUCCCUGGAUACAGAGCAGCUCUCUUCUCCCACAAGUCCAGGAAGCCUCUUCUGCUCCCGAGCGUGGAAUCUCCGGGGACUUGGGAUCUAGGGAUCUGCUCCCAACACUCCUGCAAGGUCAGCAGGUCUUCCUGAGCAGCGCUGCACCCCCGCUGGAAUGAAGCAAAUAAUAUAAUAUAGUCGUGAGUCUGUAACUUUGAGCUAGUGUGAGGACACCUCCCAAGGCGCUCCGCCCUGACUGAGACACGGUAGAGUUGGAAACGCAGCCUGCUGGUCCAACAGCUGCAGUAGAGGAGGAGAUAGGUGGAAAACUGCAGGACCCCAAAAUCCACCUCUUGGGGUGCAGAGUGCUGAUCACACGCCAAUGGGCACCACCACCAGCCCCACGGACCAUGGUGAAGUUAGCCCAGCAUCUGAUCUCAGGGACGGGGCACCCAUGGAGCCACAGCAGCGCGUCCUGCCCUGCGCAGCUCCCCCCUGGAUGAGAUGGAUCGCUGCCAGCCCGGGGGAGAGACGCGCUCCCCAGCUACGGGUGCCUGGGCUGCGCGGAACCAUGGCCCUGUACCGCAUCCGGCAGUACGAGGACGGUGACUACGAGGCCGUGCGCACCAUGUUCGGACGUGGGAUUAAGGAGCACGCUCCUGCUGGCUACAUCCACGUGUUGAAGCAUCCCCAGACCCAGCUGCUCUUCCUGGGCCUGUUCCUGGCGGUGCUCGCGGCCUCCGGGUCCCUCCUGGUCUCCCUCCUGGCUCUCCUGCUCGCUCUCACCGGGGGCUGGUUUUUCAUCCGGUCUCUCUGGACCGAUUACGUCCAGCAGUCUCUUCGCAAUGACCUACUGGACAUCCGGAGAACCUACCUGGAGGCAGUAGACUCUUGUCUCUGGGUGGCAGAGGCUGAGGGGGCGGUGGUGGGCAUGGUGGGGGCCGUCCUACCCAAGGACUCCUCAGAAAGGGGGCAUGCCCUGGAACUGAAGCGUAUGUCUGUGGGGAGGAAGCACCGGGGCCGGGGCAUAGGCAGGGCGCUCUGCAGGACGGUCAUCCGCUUCGCCCAGGAACGCGGGUACAGUGCGGUCGUGCUGUCCACCUCCAUGGUUCAGUACUCGGCCCAGCAGCUGUACGAGAGCAUGGGCUUCCGGAGGGUCUCGCAGAGGUCCCCAUCGCGCCUCGCCAGCUUCCUGCAGUUCUCCGUCUUCUAUUACCGAUACGAGAUUCCAGGGUCUCGCUGAAGGCUCAGGGGGGGCGAUUCUUCGCCUGCCUGCUCAGCCGCUGGGAGCUUUGCCUGGCUUGUUAAUUAACGCCCAGCAAGUUGCUACUUUUUUACCUUUUCGGUUAAAAAAUAAACUGAGCUUGGAGGAAAA